Molecule: messenger RNA, 159 nt
Organism: Monoraphidium neglectum
Lineage: Eukaryota; Viridiplantae; Chlorophyta; Chlorophyceae; Sphaeropleales; Selenastraceae
Exons: 1
Source: RefSeq, a predicted model, not a curated record
AUGUCAGCUGUGUGGACGGACAGCAGCAGCGGGCCCGCGGCGGAGGUCCCAUCAGCCCAGCAGGGCCGUGCCGCAUCGGCGGGGGCUCACAAUCCAGAGGCGGGGGGCGGCAGUUGGUUGGAACCCUCCAGGCCGCCACGGGCGCAGCAGCAGGUGCAG